Fomitopsis serialis is the source of this 1510-nucleotide messenger RNA. RefSeq lists its product as uncharacterized. The transcript is spliced from 12 exons. Gene Ontology annotation, cellular component: intracellular anatomical structure. NCBI's taxonomy places the organism in Eukaryota, Fungi, Basidiomycota, Agaricomycetes, Polyporales, Fomitopsidaceae. Gene Ontology annotation, molecular function: oxidoreductase activity, acting on NAD(P)H, oxygen as acceptor. The record is from RefSeq and is a predicted model, not a curated record. The coding region runs from base 70 to 1287 and encodes 405 amino acids.
GGCUCCGAAUAAAAUCCAGUCCUCUCCUGACCGCCACCCAUCCUCUCUCCCUGCCCUCACCAGCGCACCAUGUCCAGCCUCGUCGCCCGCGCCCUCCCCAGUGUCGCUCGCCCGGCGUCGACCUCCCUCGCCCUCGUCUCCCGCCGCACACCACACCCCCACCAUGCCCUCCAGAGACGCUUCGAGAGCAUCGACAGCGCCGUCGCCUCCAAGGCCAAGGUCGUCAAGACCCUCCCCGGCUUCUCCAUGGCCAACAAAGUCUGCAUGGUCACCGGUGCCGCCCGUGGCCUCGGCAACGAGUUCUGUCGCGCGUUCGCGCAGUCCGGCUGCACACAGCUCGCCAUCCUCGACCUGAAGGAGGACGAGGCACAGCAGGCGGCCGACGAGCUCGUGAAGGAGUCAUGCGUUGACAGUGAUAUGGACCCGAGUGACUACAACAUCGUUGGCAUUGGCUGCGACGUCUCGUCCGAGAUCAGCGUGCAGCAGGCGUACAGGAGAGUGAUGGACCGGUACGGCCGCAUAGACUCGGUCGUGGCCUCCGCUGGAAUUGUCGAGAACUAUUCCGCAUUCGAUUACCCCUUCGACCGGAUAAAGCGCCUGUAUGAUAUCAACGUGCACGGCGCGUUUUUCACCGCGCGGGAAGCUGCGCGCCACAUGAUACCCCAGGGAGGAGGCAGCAUCGUCCUCGUCGCGUCCAUGUCUGCGAACAUCGUGAACAUUCCCCAGCCGCAGACGCCAUACAACGCGGCAAAGGCCGCUGUGAAGCACAUGGCUGCUUCUCUUGCGGUGGAGUGGGCAAAGAAGGGAGUCCGCGUCAACUGCCUCAGCCCCGGCUACAUGCUCACCAAGCUCACCAAGACGAUUCUCGCGCACGAUACGGAGCUUAAGGUGUGUGGGGUGAUGUACAACCUAUACUCAGAGGCUGACUGUGCUUCUGUAGAAAACGUGGGAGAGCCUGACACCAAUGGGUCGCAUGGGAGACCCAGAGGACUUGGCUGGCGCUGUUGUCUUCCUGUCGUCCGAUGCGUCCCGCUUCAUGACGGGCUCCGAGAUCCGUGUCGACGGCGGUUACUGCAUCAUCUAAGCGGCACGGUGCUGGCGCUCCGGGCCACCGCACUGGGGAUGAGAAAUAGAACUAACUUACAUACUCCAUACCUCUCUCGGACUCAUCGUCUCGCUCCAUCUACCAAUACAGUUACGGCCUACAUCACACCUAUACUUUGUUUACUACGGGUCUGCACCUGCCGGGUCUAUGAUACGCCAUUGGUACGGCGUGUUCUGUGGUAAUGAAGUAGUAGUAUAGAGAGAGAACGUUACUGGCGUCACUGCUCGGGUGGUGAACGCGCGGCUGGUGCACAAGUGUGCCCGCAUGUCGCGCCGAUUUCCCCGCGUCAAGGAGGAACGUGCAUGCUCGCUAACGUCGCGAAUACCGGAUGGUGUGUUCCGAGUGUCUUCCAAUGUCGCUUAGGCCACGAAGCUGAUGCGAACCCCCGCACUGGCUGCGCUCCGG